AUGACUGAUAAACAAGUAGCAUUUACAUUUGAUCAUUUACGUGGAAUCGUUAUGCCUCUGAUUCAACUCGAGAAAUUUACACUCGAUGUAAGACAAUGGAUUAGUAAUGAUAAACAAUUUGUAGAAGGCGAUCAAAUUGAAAUAUUAAUUUCUCAAUUUAUGCCUCAACUUCGUCAUUUUCAUUGUUUCAUUCAGACAGGCAAUAGUAUCAAUAAGGAAGCUUUUGUGACACUAAGUAAACGUUGGUUUUUAACAUAUAAAUCGAAAUUCAAUAGUUUAUGUACACAUUUUUACACAAUUCCAUGGUCAUUUGAACAACUUGAGAUAUCAAUGUUGGCGGAUGAUGAUACAAUCAGUAUCUGUCCGAAUGUUCGAUAUCUAACAGUUGAUGUACCAUGUACAAAUCUAUCACGACGUUUUCCAAACAUUCACACUCUCAAUGUUCUACACGAAUGUAAUUUCUCUAAUGAUGAUCAUGUUGAAUUUCGUCGACUUCGUCAUUUAAAAACAACCAAUAUUAAUAUGGUUCCUUUUCUUCCGACAAAAUAUAUUCAUACACUGACAUUAUGUGACAAAUUCGAAUUGUUGAACCAUCCAAUCAUUUAUUCCAAUGUGUUACAUUUGAUCUUGGAAAAUCGACAAAUUUAUUCAUUGAAUAUUGUUAAUGCACUUGUAAAAUAUUUUCCUAAUCUUCGUUCGCUCAAAAUUCAACUUCAAACAAAUGCUGAAUAUUACGAUUGCCUCCAUGUGCUACUCAACGCGCGUGAAUUUUUCGAACGCUUUGGUUUUGUCGUCAUUGCUGAUGUUUUCACUGAGGAACAAUGCACAAAUACAAUCUCGGAUCUUUGGGACGUCAUCGAAUCUCUUUUGGGAAAACCACUACGUCAUGAUGAAUUAUUGUGGACGCAAGAACUAUGGCGUGCAUCAGGUAUUCCAGGUAAAGGAAUAUUGGGCUCGGAGAGUCUUUGGACUCGACAAAUUUUGUUGAAUCGACAGACUCCAGCUCUGCAUACUGCUUUUGCAACGAUCUAUGGAACGGAAAAUCUUCUAGUAAAUCACGAUCGUUAUGGAAUGUUUCGACCAACCAAAGAACAUCCUGAACGUGCAACUAUAACCAAUCUUCACUUGGAUAUGAAUCCUUGGAAUUAUAUUGGAGAUAAUGAUCAAUCGCAUUUAGUCAAAGUUUUUACCGAGCUACGUUAUCGAUCGAAUCGAGAUUGGAUCUUAGAGAAUGAUGAAGCUGGCUGUGCUCAACUUGGACAAUUAUAUGUACAGGGACUUGUCAAUCUUGCAGAUAAUCAUGAAGAAGAUGGCGGCUUCUGGCUCAUUCCUGGUUUUCAUCAAUAUAUGACAAAGUGGACGAACAAAAACUAUGAGUUUCGAGAAAGGUUUUUGGCACAUGACCAAUUUAUUGUUUUCGACAAAAAUGAGAUACCGGAUAUGUACAAGGCAGCUUGCCAUAUUUCUAUGCGAGCUGGCUCAGCCGUUCUCUGGGAUCAGCGUAUGAUGCAUGGAUCACGAGCAAACUGUAGUUUACGUCCACGCUAUGUUCAGUACCUGAAAAUGUUUCGUGCCGACAUCCCAACUAUGACUCCAGAAAGAGCUGAAAGACGUCGAAAGGCCAUUCUAGAAAAACUUCAAGCCGUGAACAUUGAUCCAAUAACAGAUCUCACUGCUGCGGGCAGAAUAGUUUUUGGACCUGUGAACUAA
Molecule: messenger RNA, 1710 nt
Organism: Rotaria sp. Silwood1
Lineage: Eukaryota; Metazoa; Rotifera; Eurotatoria; Philodinida; Philodinidae
Source: the annotation of a GenBank genome assembly